GCCCAGUGGGGGAAGCGGGCCCUGAAUCCCAGUGCGCAGCCGCAGAUGCUGGCUUUAGGCAUUCCUGCCCUGGAAUCUGGUGGUGUCUGCAGUGUGCGCAGUGCUCCCCACUGAAGACCGAGAGUCUUAAAAUCACCAAGAAGAGUGACAGUACCUGAAGCUCCAGUCUGCUGUAUCAAAUCAAAGAACCCAUCUCUUCCAACAUGGCAGGUAAGAAAGUGCUCAUCAUCUAUGCACACCAAGAACCCAUGUCCCUCAAUGGGUCCCUGAAGAAUGUGGCUGUUGAAGAACUGAGCAAGCAAGGAUGCACAGUCACUGUGUCUGACUUAUAUGCCAUGAACUUUGAGCCGAGGGCCACAAGAAAUGAUAUCACUGGUGCCCUCUCUAAUCCUGAAGUCUUCAGAUAUGGGAUAGAAAUCUAUGAAGCCUACAAGAAGACAGCUCUGCCCAGUGACAUACUUGAGGAGCAGAGAAAGGUAAAAGAAGCUGAUCUAGUGAUAUUUCAGUUCCCACUGUACUGGUUCAGUGUUCCAGCAAUCCUAAAAGGCUGGAUGGACAGGGUGCUGUGCCAAGGGUUUGCCUUCGACAUUCCAGGCUUUUAUGACUCCGGUUUUCUCAAGGGUAAAUUAGCCCUCCUUUCCUUAACCACUGGAGGUACAGCUGAGAUGUACACAAAAACCGGUGACAGUGGAGAUUUCCGAUACUUCCUAUGGCCACUCCAGCAUGGUAUACUGCACUUCUGUGGAUUUAAAGUCCUUGCCCCACAGAUCAGUUUUGGUAUUGACUUUUCAUCAGAAGAAGAAAGAAAAGUGAUAGUGGAAUCAUGGGCCCAGCGGCUGAAGAGCAUCUGGAAGGAAGAACCUAUCCACUGCACACCACCUUGGUACUUCCAAGAGUAACAUUCUGUGCUCUGAGCACAGCUAACAAGCGGCACAGUGAGAGACCUAAAGCAUGAGCAAAGAGGGUGGUGCUGUAUCCAGAGUAGUUAACAGUGCCCACCAAUGAGUGUCCUCAGUCACAUGCCAUUAGAUCAGACAUUUCAAUAAUCAGCUUGAUGCAUUGUA
Messenger RNA from Myodes glareolus (Bank vole), 1064 nucleotides. RefSeq names its product N-ribosyldihydronicotinamide:quinone dehydrogenase 2 (gene Nqo2). NCBI's taxonomy places the organism in Eukaryota, Metazoa, Chordata, Mammalia, Rodentia, Cricetidae. Gene Ontology annotation, molecular function: NAD(P)H dehydrogenase (quinone) activity. Gene Ontology annotation, cellular component: cytosol. The record is from RefSeq and is a predicted model, not a curated record.